Messenger RNA from Passer montanus (Eurasian tree sparrow), 3908 nucleotides. RefSeq names its product transmembrane protein 121 (gene TMEM121). Lineage: Eukaryota; Metazoa; Chordata; Aves; Passeriformes; Passeridae. The record is from RefSeq and is a predicted model, not a curated record. The coding region runs from base 1786 to 2724 and encodes 312 amino acids. The transcript has 2 exons.
CAGGCACAAUUAGUGGGCAGGGUCCGGAAAAAUCUUCCUCAAUCUCAUUUCCUUCACAGGAUGCACUGGAGAGCCUGGCGCUGGAGGCAGGGCACAGCGACCUUCCCUGUUCCUCAGGGUAGGAGCAUCCUCCUUCCCUCCUUCCCUCCAAUGGUCCCCAGGGACUGCCAGGGGUGGGCAAGGUGAAACCUCAGCCUUCAGGUCAGUGAGGCUGAACCAGCAGCAGGAACAUCAGAGGCUCGGGGACAGCUGAUUUAGAGUUUCUUCUUAGUCAACGCAGAGCUUGCCCUGCCUGUGAGCCCCAUCCUUACGCGGUGCACAGUCACGGGUGAUUCAGGGAGUCACAAAUGCUGUAAGCAAUGAAGAGCAGCCCCCUGUCCCCGGCCUCUGCCAUGAGCAGGGCACCUGGCUGUGGUUCAGCAGCUCCCUGGAGCACAGCCCACUGCCAGGGAGUGAUGCCAUCGUUGGUGGCUGUGCCACAGCCCCCGAAGUCCCGAGCAGAGCUGGUUGUGCCCAUCGCCUCCUCUGGGCCCGUGCUGCCAGGUGGGAGAAGGCCUUGGUGGAGCAGCAGCUCUCCAGAGGGCUGAAGGGCCAAGUGAGCGGGAGCUUUGGAUUUACACUCGGGAAAACUGGAAUAAAUCAAAGCAAUUAAAGUGCAAAUGAAGCUUUAAGCAAUGCAGCAUCCUAAUUACCUGGGAAGCGCAUUGUGUAUACUUCUGUCUCACUCCCUUUUUUAAAAUAGACAGGAUCCAAAUUACAUAAAUAAUUUAAAUUAAUUUGCCAGGUAGAGCUGGGCUUUGGGAAGCGCCUGCUGGCAUUAAUGACGAUGUUUUGCUGGUGGCUCCACGAGCCCCCCAGGCUGUCUGCAGCUGCGGCUCCCCGGGCUGGGAGAUGCGGUUUGGUGCGCGGAUCCUGCAUCCGCGGCUGCUGUGCCGCGAGGGGCUGCGCAGGGGCAGCAGAGGAGGGCUCCGUGAUGGGCGGCCGGAAAGGGCAGAGCCAGCGGUAAUUAAUCACCGCAAUUAGCCGCUGGCAUCGCAGGCAAAAGCAGAGUUUGGUUUUCUUCCAGACUGCCUGGGCUGUUGGUGGAGCAAGGCUGUGAACGCAUGUCCUUGGGUGACCACGAGUGUUUAUAGCGUCUGGGAGAGCCGGGAAAAAGAGGAAUGGAGGGAUGCAGGUACAGCUGGGAGCAGCAGGACACCAGCACAGCCCUGUGGGGAUAGGUGUGAAAGUGAUUCCCUGUGAGGACACAGCAGGAGUACCCCAGAGGAACGUGGGAUCUCACUGGGAACAGGGAGAGCUCCCCUUCUGCCCAGUUGCUUGCCGUGUUUCCGGGGAUCUAUACCAGGAUUUGGGCUUGGAGCCUGGAGGCGUCUUAGUGCUAUAGGAUUGCUGGAGAGCCUGACAGCGAUGGGGGACCCAGCACCGAGGAGGGACAUUCCUCCGGAAGGCCCUGCACACCCGUGAGCCCUGGCUGCUGGUGGCGGAGGGUGCCUGGGGCUGGGCUGCUCAGCCAGCCCUGGGCUGGGGGCAGAGCCGCGGUGCCUGCAGGGCACAGCCCCUGAGGGGCGAAGGGCUGGCGUGGGGUCUGCAGGGGCAGCCCCAAGCCCUGGGACAGUGGGGCUGCCAGCCGAGCCACUGCUCCUCCAGGCACCCCUUCCUGGGGUGGCAGCGGGGGACAGAGCGGCGCUCGGUGCCUGGGCCGGGCGCGGAUGUGCCCCCACGCAGCGCCGGCGGGACCGCUCCCCUAGUGCCGGCGCCGAGGGACGCAGGGCCGCCCGCCUCACCAUGGUGCUGCCGCCGCCCGACAAGCGCCACGUCUGCCUGACCACCAUCGUCAUCAUGACCAGCAUGGCCUUCAUGGACGCCUACCUGGUGGAGCAGAACCAGGGGCCCCGCAAGAUCGGCGUCUGCAUCAUCGUGCUGGUGGGGGACAUCUGCUUCCUCAUCGUGCUGCGCUACGUGGCCGUGUGGGUGGGCGCCGAGGUGAAGACGGCCAAGCGGGGCUACGCCAUGAUCCUGUGGUUCCUCUACAUCUUCGUGCUGGAGAUCAAGCUGUAUUUCAUCUUUCAGAAUUACAAAGCAGACAAGAAGAACCUGGAGACGGUGGCCAGGAAAGCUCUGACCCUUCUGCUCUCCAUCUGUGUGCCGGGGCUCUACCUGGUGCUGGUGGCCUUGGACAGCAUGGAGUACAUACGGACCUUUCGGAAGAAAGAGGACUUGCGGGGACGCCUCUUCUGGGUGGCCCUCGACCUGCUGGAUAUCUUGGACAUCCAGGCCAACCUGUGGGAGCCACACAGGACCGGCCUGCCCAUCUGGGCAGAGGGGCUCAUGUUCUUCUACUGCUACAUACUCCUCCUAAUCCUGCCUUGCGUGUCCCUCAGUGAGAUCAGUAUGCAAGGGGAGCACAUUGCCCCGCAAAAAAUGAUGCUCUAUCCCGUCCUCAGCCUGGUCACCAUCAACAUCGUCACCAUCUUCAUCCGGGCCAUCAACAUGAUCUUGUUCCAGGACAGCAGGGUCUCCACCAUCUUUAUCGGCAAGAACAUCAUCGCGAUCGCCACCAAGGCGUGCACCUUCCUGGAGUACAAGCGGCAGGUGAAGGAGUUCCCGCAGAACGCCAUCGCCCUGGAGCUCCAGCAGAACUCCCUCUCGCACAACCAGACCAUCCACAGCGCACAGGGCAUCCCCCACGAGCCGUCGCCCACCAGCGAGAUCCUGGACACAUGAGGGGUCCCCAGCCCAGCGUCGGUUCAGAUGGCCCCGUGCUGAGUGGAGGAGGGAUGAUGCUGCUUUCCUGCUGCCCGGUGCAAGCACGACAGACAAAUCCCGGCAGUGAGGGCUCUUCUAGGCACAAAAACACCAACAGCGUUCUAAUUGAGCUAUGGAGUGUCCUCUAGACGUCUUCAUCUCAGGUACAACCCUAGGAGUCCUCCAGACAAACCAAAUGGACUUGCAAAGGACCUGAACCAGCUGACCCUCUCUCCCCUUCCUGCCACCAUCUCCCCUCCCGAGCAAAGACUGCUAAGGUUGCAAUGUCCCUUUUUACUCCCUGAGCACCUCACCUUUACUCCAAGCCUGGAUCGAAGAUUUUGUUACUGGAGACCUUUAUACAGAGUGGGGACAAGGGCAAAGGGGUGCGGAUUGGGGGGAGGGCGGGGCGUUUGAAGCAGUAAACCCUGUGAUCGUAGAUGUCUCUUAUCUCCAAUGGUUGUGUUUACAGUUUCCUAUUUAUAUCGGCUCCGGGGGCUCUCAGGCUGCCCUGUGGGCCAGUGUCCUCGAGGUGGGCGAGAGCAGGGAGCCCUGCAGUGGGGAGGGGGCCGGGGCUGGCGUGGCUGCCCUGGCCCCGGUGAGGAGGUCUGAGCCUCCACCAGCGCCCCGCACCAACUCUGCCGGGAGCAAUAUCUAUGAGCUAGAGCUAAUCUGAUGCUGGUGUUUUAUGUAUUUCAUUCACUCCAAACGACUCAGCACAAUAUUUCUAUUUUUAGAAGGGUCCCUCUUUCUCUCUCUCCCUGCCAUCGAGAGCCUCCCUGCCUGCAGCAGCCAAGCAGCCUCCCCAGCCCCUGGCACUGCUGCUGGCAGGCAGGGGCACCCAGGAGGGAUUAGGAGCAAGGAUGGCGAGGAUGCAUUUCACUCUGGCAUCAAGCAUUUAUAAAGAGGGCUGCUUUCCACAGCUACUAUAUUUUUAAAAUAAAUAUUAAAAAAGGAAAAAAAAAUAAAACCGAAACAAAAAAACCCACCAAACCCCAAAAAAAGAGCCGGGACGAAUGUGCUGCCCCAGGCAGGUGGCUGGGCCUGGGGAGGAGCUGGGCUGGGGUCUCCUCUGCAGGUGUGGGUGGUGCUGAGGGGCUCAGCCAUGGGCAGCAGGGUGGGAGGCGAGGGCCAGCCGGACAAUAAAAGCCCCAUGAGAGCAA